Messenger RNA from Peromyscus leucopus (white-footed mouse), 625 nucleotides. Its product is annotated as IQ domain-containing protein F5-like. The record is from RefSeq and is a predicted model, not a curated record. Gene Ontology annotation, molecular function: calmodulin binding. Bases 83 to 613 code for a protein of 176 amino acids. The transcript is spliced from 2 exons. NCBI's taxonomy places the organism in Eukaryota, Metazoa, Chordata, Mammalia, Rodentia, Cricetidae.
CUCUGUCCUUACUAUUCUCUCUGCUGGAUCAGAGCUAGAGAAGCGCAGACCAGAGGGUGAUGGGAACAUCUAGCCCCUAACCAUGGGCCCAGAAGAAACUCCUGCCGUGACAGAAAAGACUCCUGCCAUGACAGAAAAGACUCCCGCCAUGACAGAAAAGACUCCCGCCAAGACAGAAAAAACUCGCGCCUUGACAAAAACAUCUGCAGCGGUGCUCCUUCAAGCCUGGUGGCGUGGCACCCUGCUGCGACGCUCGCUGCUGCAUGCGGCCCUCAAAGCGUGGAUCAUUCAGUCCUGGUGGAGAAGGAUGUUGGUGAAGUUGUGGGAACUGAGGCGGCGAGGGAUUCUGGAGGUGUACGCUAAAAAAACAUGGGCAACGGUCAAACUUCAGUCCUGGUACCGGAUGUGGCGCAUCCGCCAACGAUACUGUCGUUUGCUAAAUGCUGUCCGUAUCAUCCAGGUUUAUUGGCGUUGGCAUAGUUGUCACACUCGCGGUUUUAUCCAGGGCAACUAUGAAAUCAAAGAAAACCAACUGAAUAUUCAACUUGAAAUUUCCCUGGGCUCACAGGCUUGCAAGGUGCAGCAAUGUAUAAACCUACCAAUAAAAGAGUGAUCAGGUCUGCUA